UUAGACUUUAGCUCCUUAUCCGUCGAGCAGCAGCACAGCUGCAGGUCUCACAAUGGCAGUCCCAUUUCUCCUCGUCUCGAUCGCUCUCUGCUCCGUCCUUUUCUUCCUCGCCACCCUUUCCUCCGCCAAUGACAGCAAUGUCUUGCUCACCGGCGACGUCCUCGGCACCGACAGCCAGCUCUACUAUCCCGGCGCCACCUUCGUGAUGCAAGGUGACUGCAAUCUCGUCCUCUACAACAAGGGCCGCGGCUUCGAGUCCAACACCCACGGCGAGGGCGUCAACUGCACCCUCUCGCUCGGCGACCGCGGUCAGCUCGUCAUCACCAGCUCCGCAGGAUUCACCGUGUGGACCUCCGGGGUAGCUGGCAACGCCAAGACCGGCAAGUACGCAGCCGUCCUCCGACCCGACGGCGAAGUGGCCGUCUACGGCCCCGCGGUGUGGUCGACCCCUGACUUCCGCUUCGGCGCCGCCGGGCCCAACGAGGCGGAGCUGGCCGCCAUUCCCAUGGUGGAUAACCUGUUGUUCUCGUCCCAGGUUCUCGACGGUGGUUCUAACCUCGCGACCAGGGACUACACCUUCGUCAUGAAGGAUGACUGCAACCUGUCUCUGAUAAAGGGCGGGACCAGCGUUCUGUGGCAGUCCGGGACGGCGGGCAAAGGCCUCAACUGCUUCCUCCGGCUGGAUCACCUAGGGCAGCUCGCCGUCGUAGGCGACCACAAGUACAAGACCCUUUGGACCAGCAAGAACGUAUCAAGCGAAGGAGACUAUGUGCUUAUCCUCCAAAUCACCGGACAAGCUGUCGUCUACGGACCUGUGGUCUGGUCAACCUCGCAAGCCAACUGAUCGGCCGCCCCUUGCACCACCGCAGACAGCAUUCCUGCUUCAUUUUCCCUCACGCAUGGGCGAUGAAAUAAGAACACCAUAAUUAACUCCUUAAUUAUGCUAUCCACAGCCUGUACUCCACACUGUGUCCCAAGCAACACACCGAUGCAUGGCUUAAGCAUGAGUUAGGAUCUUUAAACAA
Musa acuminata AAA Group (dessert banana) is the source of this 1025-nucleotide messenger RNA. RefSeq names its product mannose-specific lectin 3-like. The transcript has a single exon. The record is from RefSeq and is a predicted model, not a curated record. Lineage: Eukaryota; Viridiplantae; Streptophyta; Magnoliopsida; Zingiberales; Musaceae. The coding region runs from base 53 to 844 and encodes 263 amino acids.